AUGAGUGGCACUGGGAACUACUACAACGUCGGUGCGCGAGCAGUCAAGCCGCAGCGGGCAAGUCGCGGGUCAGGAGCGAUGCGUGCUUUCAAUGAAAUGGGGGACCAGGCUCCACGACAAGUUCCAGGUGCUGUUUAUGUUGAGGAGGACUUUCCGGCUCUGACGCGGUCGAACGGCUCGAGCGUCCGAGGCAAAAGCAACAUCAAUGCGAACGCGGGCGGCAAGCCUGAUGCGACGAUGACACCAGAACAAUCAGAUAGCACCGGUGGUGCGACUUCCGCAUCGCCUGAAAAAGAGCGGCGACGAGCAGACGCACCGAGCACGGACGCCACCUCAGUGUCCACGGGAAACAGCCAGGAGGCGUCCACCUCGGGGCACGCUCGCCUGCGGUCCACGUUUUCCCAGUCGGCACCGCAUAUGAAUGCUUUCUAUGCACCCGGGUCCUACAUGACCAUGAUGAGCGAUAUGACAGCGGGAAUGGGUUCGCAUCAUGAAUCCGCCGCGCUGCCGUACGGUGUCCGUAUGGGCGAACAGUUCUCGCAAACAAUGAACGCAAUGCCGCUGUUGAACGGUAUGGGUCCCGGUGCACAUCGGACUCGUCAGAUGCGCAAUGGACCUCGCUCCGGUAUGAAUGCUGUUGCACAUCACGUCGGUGAGGAGCUGGCCACCUGCACCCUCCAAAUUGAGCUGAAGCGCUUCUAUUUUGACUUGCGCGCUAACGAGCGCGGCGCCUUCCUGAAAAUUGCCGAAGCGGAAGCGAAAGGCUCUCGCAGCAAAAUCAUCAUCCCUGCGUACGGUCUGGGCCAGUUCAAGACCAUCCUAGAUAACAUGGUUGCUGAAUCCAGGAAGGAAUAUCAAAGCGAGCAGCGCGCAGAAGCGCCGAGCACGCCAGCGACAGCCGCACCCGAGAGCAGCGAGCCGCCCGCCCUGCCCAGCUCGGACGCACCCUCCGAGGCCGAUGGUGAUGGACAACGUGGAUCUGAGGGCUCUUCCGACGAGGUCGACGGCCAGACGAGCACUCCUCAGAAAGAGCGCGAAGCAGUCCUCGCAGCACUCGGGGCAGAGGCGGUUGCCUCGGGUACCCCGCAAAGCGCCGUUAUCGAAGGACAACUCGUCGAGAUUCCCGCCACGGGCCUGCCGACAACCCUGGCCUCGGCGACGAUGCGCGUCGAAACCAAGAAAUACUACUUUGAUCUGCUAAGCAAUGCAAAAGGGAAAUAUCUGAAAAUAUCCCAGAGCGCCGGCAGCAACAAACGCAGUAGCAUUGUUGUACCGGCAACUGGCCUGGCAGCGUUUCGAGACUCUGUUCACGAGAUGUGUCGGUAUGCGGAGAUGACGCUGCAUUUGGCUGCGAACCCGAAUAUCAUGGCGUUCGCGCCAGGCGCUGCCCCCGCGAUCGCGUACCCGAUGUUUCCUCCGGGUGCUGGACCACCAGGCAUGCCGUCUGCGCUCUACACGUCCAUGGGACCACCGCCGCCUCCGCCCGCAGCGCCUGGCACCGCAGGAGCUGCACCUUCAGUGCCAGCGGCGCCCGUGGCCACCAGCGUGCCGGCAGCGUCGCUAGCCGAAGCGGCCGCGUGUCGGCGCCAACACCGCCGGCGGAAUUGGCCCCCCGUGCCCCCCCCCCCCACCCCGGCGCCACCAACGGCGGCACCGACCAGCGGCCUUGCCCCUGUAGAUAUGAAUCUGGCAUUGGGGAACACAUCGGCGUCGCUUGUGCACGGACCGGUUCAAAUUCCGGUUGAUGAAACCUCCAGCGUCAAAGUGGAGUUGGUCGCUAACCAGGUCGGCGACACCCAACAGUCGACCGGCACACGAGCACCGACGCAUCUCGAAAUUACCGAUCCGAAAAACCAGCGUAUUCGCGUACCUCUGGGUAGCCUCGCUGCUCUGCAUUCUGUUCUGGGAGAGUGGUUGCAGGUAGCGGCAGCGCAUCCUCUGUAA
Messenger RNA from Cyanidioschyzon merolae strain 10D, 1944 nucleotides. RefSeq lists its product as hypothetical. The transcript has a single exon. Gene Ontology annotation, biological process: regulation of transcription by RNA polymerase II. The record is from RefSeq and is a predicted model, not a curated record. Gene Ontology annotation, molecular function: RNA polymerase II transcription regulatory region sequence-specific DNA binding; purine-rich negative regulatory element binding; DNA-binding transcription factor activity, RNA polymerase II-specific. The coding region runs from base 1 to 1944 and encodes 647 amino acids. NCBI's taxonomy places the organism in Eukaryota, Rhodophyta, Bangiophyceae, Cyanidiales, Cyanidiaceae. Gene Ontology annotation, cellular component: nucleus.